AUGGGUUGUCUCGAGGAGCAUAAGGUCCCUUAUGCAACGUUCAUGCUCCAAGGAGAAGUUGAGAACUGGUGGAAGUUCGUGAAACCUGCAAUAGCAGCACCUGGAGGCGUGAUUCCUUGGAAUGCCUUCAAGGACAAAUUCCUAGACAACUAUUUUCCACGAGAUCUUAGGAAGCGAAAGGCGAGGGAAUUUCUGGAUUUGAAGCAGGGGAACAUGUCCGUUGGAAAAUACAUGGCCAAAUUUAAUGAACUUCUACAGUACUGGCCUCAAUACCAAGAUGCUCGGAACGAAGAAGACUUAUGUGCUCAGUUUGAGAACGGGCUUCGACUGGAGAUUCAAAAGGCAGUUAGCUACAUAUAG
Molecule: messenger RNA, 360 nt
Organism: Glycine soja
Lineage: Eukaryota; Viridiplantae; Streptophyta; Magnoliopsida; Fabales; Fabaceae
Exons: 1
Coding region: 1-360 (119 amino acids)
Source: RefSeq, a predicted model, not a curated record